Schistocerca serialis cubense is the source of this 2001-nucleotide messenger RNA. RefSeq lists its product as uncharacterized. The record is from RefSeq and is a predicted model, not a curated record. Gene Ontology annotation, cellular component: cytosol; nucleus; preribosome, small subunit precursor. Lineage: Eukaryota; Metazoa; Arthropoda; Insecta; Orthoptera; Acrididae. Gene Ontology annotation, biological process: protein phosphorylation; maturation of SSU-rRNA. Gene Ontology annotation, molecular function: ATP binding; protein serine/threonine kinase activity. The transcript has 8 exons. Bases 99 to 1748 code for a protein of 549 amino acids.
ACUGUGGUCGCUGGUGUGUUAGCGUAGGGGUGGAAGAGAGUGUAUGUUCGAGGUUAAGUUGUUGUAAACGUAGCACGUGAUACAUUGAGAAAAACACCAUGGGAAAACUAAAUGUUUCCAUUUUGCGGUAUCUCACGAAGGAAGAUUUCCGUGUUCUAACUGCAAUUGAAAUGGGAAUGAAGAAUCAUGAACUGGUUCCUGCACCUCUUGCGGCCUCAAUCGCUAACUUGCAGCAUGGUGGCGUUCACAAAGUGCUCAAGGAUUUGUGUAAACAUAGACUGCUCAGCUAUGAGAGAGGAAAACGAUAUGACGGAUACAGGUUAACAAAUUCUGGGUAUGAUUAUUUGGCACUCAAGGCCUUGACUAUGAAGAAUGUAAUAUCAUCGUUUGGCAACCAGAUAGGAGUAGGCAAGGAAUCGAAUAUUUAUGUUGUUGCUGAUGAGGAAGGAAAUCCAUUGUGUUUGAAACUACACAGGCUUGGGCGUACCUGUUUCCGUAACCUGAAGGAGAAGAGAGACUAUCACCAACAUCGAAGAACUGCCUCGUGGCUUUAUCUUUCUCGUAUUUCAGCCACAAAGGAAUUUGCAUACAUGAAAGCUCUGAGAGACAGAGGCCUGCCUGUUCCUAAACCAGUAGAUUUCAACAGGCACUGUGUUGUUAUGGAGCUCGUAGAUGGGCAUCCCCUGUGUCAGGUUCAUGAGGUCAAGGAUGUUGAAGCUCUGUAUGACGAAUUAAUGAAUUUGAUUGUCAAGCUUGGGAGUCAUGGUGUGAUUCAUGGAGAUUUUAAUGAGUUCAACAUUAUGUUAUGUGAAGAUGACAAACCAGUUAUCAUUGACUUCCCACAGAUGGUAUCCACAUCUCAUCCAAAUGCUGAAAUGUUCUUUAACAGAGAUGUCAACUGUGUCCGUGAUUUUUUCCGAAGGCGAUUUGGAUAUGAAAGUACGCUGUAUCCAUCAUUCAGCGAUAUCAUGAGAGAAGAUACUUUGGAUGUUGAGGUCCUUGCCAGUGGUUUUACACGGCAGAUGGACAAAUAUCUCAACAUUGAAAUGGGCAUUGAGGAAGAUGACAGAACUGGUGACCUUGAGGAUGACAGCAGUAGUGUAAAUGUGGAUGAACUGAGACAAGAAGUAGAAAAUUUGGUACAAGAGGGAUCAUCUCAGAAGUCUGACAAACAGAGAAACGUAACAGAAGCUCAGACUGUGUACAGCUUGUCUGAAAGAGAUGUCAAGGUAGAAAGUAUUAGCACAUGUGAUGAAAGGACUGGGAAUCAGGGUUCAGUAAGUGAAUGUAGUUGUGUUGACGCAAAGCAGCAACAUACAGAGGAGGGUGGAAAUGAACACCUGCAGAAAUGUGAAGAAAAUUAUGAAAAAUUGUGCCAGAACACUGCAGAGCAAUUAUCUAGGGUCAUUAAAUUUAAAGAUGAAAUUGAAGAGCAUGAUAAGGAGAAUUGUGAAGGCAGUGCCAUGGGCCUUUCUCACAGUGAUUAUAAUGAUGAUGAUAACACAAGGGACUGUAACAGUGUAACAACAGGCUCAUUUGACACUCGUAGCUUCCGCAGUACGUCCACUGCUGCAACAAUUGCUCCACAGGCCAUCCAAAGUCGUGUAAAGAAGUCAUUGAUGAAACGAGAAGCAGUGCUGGCUCGUCACAGAAUGCGCGUGAAGGGGGAAGCAAGUGCUGUGACGCGUGCCCGCAGGGACAACAAUGAUACCAUCAAGCAGUCAACUGGAAUAUGGGGCUGGGCGUAAUAUUCCUUAGCAGGCAGAACUCAAGAGGUUCCUUAGUGAGGAGAACAUCAGUAUAAACACCAGCUUGAAGUGCUGCGUAGCUGUAAAACCCAGAUUUGAAUUUAUUAGUAACUGGUAAGCCACUAAUGAUAUCCUUGUCAAUGCUGCUGCAGUCAUGAAGUUUUGUUGUGAAGAGAAAAACAAAGUGUUUUCUGUAUAGAACUGAAUUAUUCUCUUGUAAUAUAAUUGUAACAUAAAUAAAAUUUGGCAGUAA